Messenger RNA from Helianthus annuus (common sunflower), 957 nucleotides. RefSeq lists its product as uncharacterized. NCBI's taxonomy places the organism in Eukaryota, Viridiplantae, Streptophyta, Magnoliopsida, Asterales, Asteraceae. The record is from RefSeq and is a predicted model, not a curated record. Bases 1 to 957 code for a protein of 318 amino acids. The transcript has a single exon.
AUGCCUCCCAAGACGAAGCUUCCCCCAGGCUUUGAUCGUUACGAUGGGACGAGAGAUCCAGAAGAUCAUCUGCAUGCCUUCCGAGGAGCAGGGCAACUAGGAAGGUGGCCCAUGCCAGUAUGGUGCCACAUGUUUGUGCAAACCUUAACGGAAGGAGCCCGGCUGUGGUUUGAUAGUCUUCCCCCGGGGAGCAUAGACAGCUACGAAGAGUUAAGCGAAAAAUUCCUCAGGAAUUUUGGCCAGCAAAGGAAGGUGAUCAAGAAUCCCAAUGAAAUCCUUCACAUCAGGCAGAGGGAUAAUGAACGGAUAGACCAGUAUAUGGAGAGGUUUGUCAAAGAAAGUAUGAACAUCAAGGAUGUCCCGGAAGUCAUGAAAAUCGGUAGUUUCAUAAAUGGGCUGAAGCAUGCACAACUGUGUGAAAAGCUGGGAGAGGAAUUUCCACCUUCCUUCGACAAUCUUAUGGACAGGGUCAGGGCUUUCGUCCGGGGAAAAGAUACGGUCAGCAAAGCUAAGGAGACAGACGUCACACCCCGGAGGGUUGCUCCAGCAGCAAGACCCCCUGAGAAAGGUACACCCUAUUCCCGGAAACCCACCUUUGAUAGAAUGUUGCAUGACAGGGCACGGCCCUCAUACUCCCCCUACAGACCCCGAGGGAGAGGCCCUCCCCCUUACCCCGACAGCUUCACCCCUCUCGUUAAAACUCCAAGCGAAAUACUGGCCACGGAGAGGGUGAAGAAUUCUUUCCCAAGGCCGCCUCCCAUAAAGCCAGGACCUAAAGCACAGCCGAACGAAUACUGUGAGUUUCACAAAGGCUUCGGACACAAAACCGAUGACUGCAUGUACCUCAAGAGGGAAAUCGAGGCAGCGGUGAAAACGGGAAGACUGGCCCAUUUGGUCAAGGAAAUCAAAGAAGGGGGAGGGGAUCGUAAGGGAAGUGCAACGACUCCCGAAGUGUAA